Messenger RNA from Salvia miltiorrhiza (redroot sage), 1896 nucleotides. RefSeq lists its product as uncharacterized. Bases 387 to 1619 code for a protein of 410 amino acids. Lineage: Eukaryota; Viridiplantae; Streptophyta; Magnoliopsida; Lamiales; Lamiaceae. The transcript has 7 exons. The record is from RefSeq and is a predicted model, not a curated record.
UAAAACGACGACGCUCUCAUAUUUCAAUUCCUCUCUUUCCGUAGCUAUGCUAUAUUGCUAUUCCCCACAUUUCCCCAUUCUACCCCUCUCACGAGCUAAACAGCUCAAGCACUAGCGUCGGUAGGCGGCGGCAACCCCAUAUUGGAUUUUUCCCAAUUUUUCCCAUUUUAAAAAAUGCCACUUUUAUUAUAAAUGUAUUUUUGCAAAGCUGGGAAAGUGUUAACCACUUACUCCCUUGAUAAGGACGAAAAGAAGGGGUUCAAGUUCAAGAGGAUAAUAAGCAGAAAUUCUCAACUCCUCGACUCCACCCUUCCAACACUGUGAAUGAUCACUCCUUUUGAAGUUGAAUUCUCGAAAAAAGUUGCGAUCUUGGGAAGCUGUGCGCAAUGGAUAUGAAGGUGAAACUGGUUGUCUGGUUUCUGUUCAUGUUAACGGCGCCAGGUUUGGGGUCGGCGGCGCGGCGCCGGAAUCUUGAGGUUAAGCGGCACCUCAGCCGUCUGAACAAGCCUUCUAUCAAGUCCAUCAAGAGCCCAGAUGGUGAUAUCAUAGACUGCAUUCGCAUAUCUCAUCAACCAGCUUUCGAUCAUCCCCAUCUCAAGAAUCACACAAUUCAGAUGAUGCCUAGUUAUCACCCAGAGGGGCUAUACAGAGAUGGAAAGAGAGUGGGGAAGAAGGAAAGUGGGGGGAUAACUCAGCUGUGGCACAAGAAUGGGAGGUGCCCACAAGGAACCAUUCCGGUGAGGAGAACUAGAGAAGAUGAUUUGCUGAGAGCAAGUUCGAUCCAAUCAUUUGGGAAGAAGAAGCACAAAACCAUUCCUAAACCCCCAUCUUAUGCUGCUCCUCAACCUGAUCUCAUUAACCAGAAUGGCCAUCAGCAUGCCAUAGCAUAUGUUGAAGGAGAUCAAUACUAUGGAGCAAAGGCUACCAUAAAUGUGUGGGAUCCUAAAAUUCAACAGACAAAUGAGUUCAGCUUGUCCCAGCUUUGGCUUCUUGGAGGCUCUUUUGCCUCUGAUCUCAACAGCAUUGAGGCUGGCUGGCAGGUUAGCCCAGACUUAUAUGGUGAUAACAACACAAGACUCUUCACCUACUGGACUAGCGACGCUUAUCAAGCAACGGGUUGCUACAACUUACUGUGCUCGGGUUUUAUCCAAAUCAACAAUCAAAUAGCAAUGGGGGCCAGCAUCUACCCCCUCUCGAGCUACCGGAGUUCCCAAUAUGAUAUCAGCAUACUUGUCUGGAAGGACCCGAAAGAGGGGAACUGGUGGAUGCAGUUUGGGAACGACUACGUGCUGGGAUACUGGCCAGCGUUUCUGUUUUCCUACUUAUCAGACAGUGCUUCUAUGAUCGAAUGGGGAGGCGAGGUGGUGAACUCAGAAUCAGACGGGCAACACACCACAACGCAGAUGGGCAGCGGCCAUUUCCCCGAAGAGGGAUUUGGUAAGUCGAGUUAUGUGAGAAACAUUCAGGUUGUAGACGAGUCGAACAACUUGAGGGCUCCUAAAAACAUCGGCACUUUCACCGAGCAGUCGAGUUGCUACGAUAUUCAGCUUGGCAGGAACGGUGAAUGGGGUGACCACUUCUACUAUGGGGGGCCUGGAAGAAACUCCAACUGCCAGUGAUGGAGUUGAGGAACAAAAUGGAAAGAGAAAAAACAUAUAUAUUAUAUAUAUAUAUAUAUAUAUAUCAGAUUGGUUUUCCUUCUUGCAAAACCUUGUUCUAGGAUUUUUCUUCCCCAAAAUGGAAAAUAAGCUUAUUUUAGGGGAGGUUGAUGGUAGCUUGAGCUCAAACAUUUAUCAGUGUGUCAAUUAUUCAUUGUUGUACCUAUGUAAUCAAGAUAGGAAUUUGAGUGGUGGUGUGUAAGUUUCUUAAAUGAAGGAAACAUGCAUCUUUUCUUUU